GAGAGAGACGCCAACAUGAUCCUGCUCCUCCUUCUGUUCUCCCUGACCCUGGGUGCUGUGUCUCCUUCAGAUGGACCUGAGGUCAAGCUGCAGCGUGGAAACUGUCCCAUGUUCUGGUUCAGCUUCAACAACCGCUGCUACAAGUACGUGGAAACACUUAUGACCUGGGCUGAUGCAGAGGUCAAUUGUUUGUCACAGGGAGCCAACCUGGUAUCUAUCCGUAGUCUGGUGGAAGAUACUUUCCUUCAAUUCCUGAUCAUGAACUUUGACCAUGUUUAUGGAAGAGCCUGGAUUGGACUCAGCGACCUCGCCAAAGAAGGCAUCUUCAUGUGGUCUGAUGGUUGUGCGGCAAAAUGUUACCGUUGGUCCAUAGAAGAGCCAAACAACCUUCAUGGAAAUGAAGACUGUGUUGAAAAGAGCCAUAGGCCGUAUACGAAAUGGAAAUGGAAUGAUCUACCUUGUAAUGUCCUUAUUCCCUCUGUUUGUGCAUCUCGCAUAAUGUGUCCUCAGUGAUUGUUUAGUCUGAUUUAACCUGCUCACUGAUCACCUGAUGCUUGUUGACAUGAAAUAGUCCUCAGCAAUAAAGAUACAAAUGCAAACUGCUCUGUUUGUUCUGGAUUAGCAAUAAAACAGAUAACGCAUGUUAA
This is a messenger RNA of Pleuronectes platessa (European plaice), 647 nucleotides long. RefSeq names its product lactose-binding lectin l-2. Lineage: Eukaryota; Metazoa; Chordata; Actinopteri; Pleuronectiformes; Pleuronectidae. The record is from RefSeq and is a predicted model, not a curated record. Bases 16 to 513 code for a protein of 165 amino acids. The transcript is spliced from 2 exons.